UUGAAUAGACAGUAUUUAAAAAGCAUCGAUCUUGAUUAUUUGUGGCAUGGAAGGAGACCGAGGCACACAUGAGAUCUUACAUGCUUAAACUAUAUUUCACUUGCUCGAGUUGUAGAACUUUCAUAUGGAGGAUACUUACGCUUGAACCACCUCAAACGGACUGGACCUCAUUUAUUACACAUCUAUGAACUCUUACUUAUUAUUAAGUGUUUGUAUGCUCUGUCAGAGUGAAAGUGUUCUUAUCUGGUGGUAUUGAUGCGUGUUGCUUCCUGUUUUUUGUGGCUGCAGCUAAAAAUAAGAGUACGUGAGAUGGAAAGACAGUUACCUUUGCGUUUCCUUUGUCUCUUUCUCUGCCUCUUUUAGUCGUUUUCGUUUGUAAAUACAGCAGAAAACAGCGUUAAAUCCGCGUUUAAAUCAACUCGUGUUUGCUCAAUGAGUCCGAACUUUGAUUAGUCUCCGUUAGCUAGCAGGCUAGUGCGCUAAGCUAGCUGGCCACCACAUAUUUUAACACGAUGUAAACAUACGGGUUUCUGCAUUCUGUAUUUUAUUUUGUUAUUUUUUUUGCUUUAAUUGCCAAAACUGCCUCAGGAGAACACAAAGCCUCUCUCAGUAACGGAGAACAUGGACAGCUCGGUGACCUUGUGGCAGUUCCUACUGGAGCUUCUGCUGGACUCCAACAAUGACCAGCUCAUCUGCUGGACCAAUGAGGAUGGAGAGUUCAAACUUCUGCAGGCGGAAGAGGUGGCCAGAUUGUGGGGCGCCCGCAAGAACAAACCCAGUAUGAACUACGACAAGCUCAGCCGGGCUCUGCGUUACUACUAUGACAAGAACAUCAUCAAAAAAGUAAAUGGCCAGAAGUUUGUGUAUCGUUUUGUGUCAUACCCUGAUAUCCUAAAGGGUGACCUUAUGGCUAGAACAGAGAGUGCAGACGGGAGUUCUUGUGGGCCUCUGCCCCUUACUGACGAACCUGCAAACAUCACCAGGGAUAAAGACAGCAAAGCAGCCCCGGAUCGGAUCAGUGGACUACCAGGCCAGUCCAAAGUAUCCAGUCGGAAUGACUACAUCCACUCCGGCCUGUACACAUCUUUCACUCUGAACUCUCUGCAGUCAGGAACGCAGCUCUUCAAAUCCAUCAAGAUCGAAAACCCAGGAGAGAAGCUCAUGGAGAAAAAAACAUUUCAGGAGUCGCCCCAGCCACACUCCGUCAUCAAAUUUGGGACCAUGAAUCAGAGCAGACAAACCAUACUGUCCACAUCAGAGAGGUCUGAACUUCCCGGUCACCCUGCUCAAGCCAAGCUGCACACUCCAGCAGAUCCCCAGACCAAACAGACAGGCAUCCCUCAAGUAGUGUGUGCAUUUGUGGAGAGUCCCUCCACAGAGAAUUCCAUGACCGACUUCCCACUCUCAGGAAUCUCCUCUUCACUUCUCCCUCAUUCUGAAUCACCAUCUUCUUCUCCGAUGACGGAUUCACAUGAGCUGGUGAUUGACAGUGAAAUUGAGUCCAUCUCCUCCCAGCCUUCAGAUUCACAGCUGCAGGUCCAGCCCUUCUUUGUUUUCAAGGACAAAGUACCAGCUUCUGAUAUGUCACAAUCUUUACCCAGCAGUCAUAGUGGGAAGUCUAAGAAACCCAAAGGCUUGGAGUUGAUGCCCGCUCUGGUGGUGACCAGCUCUGACCUGAGCCCUCUCAAUCUAUCCAGCCCCUCCCUCCCUAUGGCCUCUCUGACCCCAGCAUUCCUGCAGACGCCGCUGCUUCUCACCCCUAGUCCACUUCUAUCCAAUAUCCAUUUCUGGAGCACGCUCAGUCCAGUUGCACCCCUCAGCCCUGCCCGAAGACAAGGCACGCAUACACUCUUUCAGUUUCCUUCUGUCCUGAGUUCCUCCCAGUUCACUGUACCAGUGCAUACUUCAGACGGCACCAACACACCUGGCCCUCUCUCCCCCGACCCACAGAAGACAUAAAGGGGAAUAUUGAUUUGCACACUUCAUCUUUGC
This is a messenger RNA of Xyrauchen texanus (razorback sucker), 1992 nucleotides long. Its product is annotated as ETS domain-containing protein Elk-4-like. Gene Ontology annotation, biological process: regulation of transcription by RNA polymerase II; cell differentiation. Bases 622 to 1959 code for a protein of 445 amino acids. Gene Ontology annotation, cellular component: nucleus. Gene Ontology annotation, molecular function: sequence-specific DNA binding; DNA-binding transcription factor activity, RNA polymerase II-specific. The transcript has 6 exons. NCBI's taxonomy places the organism in Eukaryota, Metazoa, Chordata, Actinopteri, Cypriniformes, Catostomidae. The record is from RefSeq and is a predicted model, not a curated record.